Molecule: messenger RNA, 5082 nt
Organism: Halichondria panicea
Lineage: Eukaryota; Metazoa; Porifera; Demospongiae; Suberitida; Halichondriidae
Product: deleted in lung and esophageal cancer protein 1-like
Exons: 30
Coding region: 81-4973 (1630 amino acids)
Biological process (GO): negative regulation of cell population proliferation
Cellular component (GO): cilium; cytoplasm
Molecular function (GO): tubulin binding
Source: RefSeq, a predicted model, not a curated record
CAGAUGAGCUACUAUGGCAACUUAAAUAAGCUAACAAUAAAUGGAAGUGCUGAAUCUUUGCAUGCGUUAACAAGUUAAAGAUGGCGAGAUUCAAUCCUGUUAGUGGCAGUGAGCCUCUGAUGAAGCUAGAGAGGCCCACUUCAGGUUGUUCCCAAAGCACAGCUCAUCUCAUCAAUGCUGCUUUCACUGACGUCCUCUCGGCAAAGCCCCAUGACGCCAAGGCCGUGGGUAAUCUGGCCGUCUCUAAAAGAGGAGAGUCAAAUUACCAUGACAAGUUUGUUGACCAGCUAACGCAGGUAUCUGAGAAGUACAAUCAGCGGCUGGCCCUUCUCUCCCAGCUGGAGAGGCACUUGGUCAAGGCCAGAGCGAGGGCUUUAGCUGAUGAUGAGAAAUCCCUAACCUCAACCACCGAGCUAUGGCCAACAGGCACUGAGCUAAACCUGCCACGAGGUCCGUCUCAGUUCAGGAAACAUCUUGAUGAAGAGUUACUGUCUCGCCACAAUUUGCUGGUGCCCUCAAAGUAUCUACCAUCACAACCUGAGCACCACAAACCACCUCAUGAGACUCCACCACUCUACCUCAGCUCCACAAUCACUGCCUCCAAUCAUGCUCGCAAAAAACCAAAUAUUAUCAUUGACACAAUGGCAGCAAAGCAGACACUCCAGCCAAGCAAUCCAAUAUGGCAUAACACUCUCUCACUGGAAGAAAGGGAGCUAGAAAAAUUGGGCCUCACUAACUUUAACCGCAAAGCCAACUACCUCCGUAACUCACGCUACUCAAAAACAAAAUGGAGCAACACAGCCAGCUCUGGUCCUGUCAGGAUGAGACAAAGUGGGCAGCCUUACCCAAAGGAAAGUAUGUCAUUUGUUGCUGAGCCAGAAGAGGUUCAAUUCACUGACUAUUCUGUGGGGGAAACCUAUGAGGCCACAUUAGAGCUCAAGAACAUCAGUGCAGUGAGCAGGCAGCUGAGACUGGUCCCCCUGAAGUCAGCCUAUUUCAAAGUGGCUCCCAGUGCUUGUCCCACUGCCAAUGGAGUGGUAGCCCCCGGACUGUGUGCAUCCUACACAAUCUCAUUCACACCAGACUCACUGGAAAACUAUCAGACAGAUCUGACGUUUGCCACCUGUAACGAUGAGGAAGUGGUGAUUCAACUGACAGGCUUUAGACCACCUCCAAUCCUCAGCAUUCCUGACAUGUUGGAAGCUGGUUAUUGUUUAGCUGGGGGAAAGAAGACCACCCUGUUAGAGUGUGCCAACACUGGUGGGGAGGGAACCUUCUCUCUCUACAAACCAGACAACACACAACAUGACAUUGCAACUUCCAAGCUUGUCCUGGGUCCAUUCACUAUCUCUCCAGCCCAGUUCUAUUUGCCUGCUAACGAGGGGGUCAUCCCCCUCUCCAUCUCGUUUGCCCCUGACAAAGGAGUGGGGGAGUACUCUCAACAAUUCAACAUAGCCUGUGACAAUGGACAAGUCAUGGCGUUCACUGUCCGAGGUGUUGCUGAGAGUGUGAGUGUGGGCUGUACGGGUGUGGGGGGAGAGCCCCUACCACCAGAGCUAGAGCUUACUGCUGAGAGUGUGAGUGUGGGCUGUACGGGUGUGGGGGGAGAGCCCCUACCACCAGAGCUAGAGCUUACUGCUGAGGACUCUAGUACCCCUGAAACAGUGGCCAACCCUUCCAUCAACUUUGACACUGUCAAUCCACACAAUCAGUCCACAGGAACUUUAUUUAUUCAGAACUUCAGCAAUGUUGAGUUGACCUACCACUGGAGGUUCUAUCGACCCAUCACUGAGGGCCCACCCUGGAAGAGAGCUCAGGGGGACACACCUCUCAUUAACAAAUUGAUACCCUCGGACAACACUCCAUUCUCUGUUUACCCUUCCAGUGGAAGCUUGGUUGCCAAAGAAACAAAGAAAUUUACAUUUUACUUCACUCCUAAUGAGGCUGCCUUGUAUGUGGACAUGGGCUAUCUAGUGAUAACUGGGAUAGAUUCCAACGAGCCUCUCGUGUCCUCUGAGGAGGAGUUUGACUGGCUGAGACUGUCUCCCUCAGAGGUGGCCGUGCUCCCUAUUCAACUAUCAGCAGUGGCUAAGGAGUUUCACGUGGAGAUGUAUCCACCAGCUCUGCUCAUACCUUACAAGUUACCCCUAGCUACUGAGACCAAAAAACAAGUCAAGUUUAGUAAUCAUAGUCUAACUGCCGUCUGCUACCAGUGGUCCAAGUAUGAGUGUGAGAGUGUCAGUGUUACAGUGGACCCUCCUCAUGGCCGUAUAGAACCAGGUGGGCAGGCAGACUUGCAAGUGUGUAUUUGCUCCACCAAGGAAGGCUCAUUCUCAUUCGAUCUGUUCUGCCAACUUGAGAACUGUGACAAAACUAUCUCUCUUUCCAUUUCUGGAAAAGUUGAGGGACCAGUGGUGAGUGUGUCCGUGCCGUGUUUGGACUUUGGACUGGUCCCUGUGGGUAGAACCAAGAGUCUCACUUUUAGAGUCACCAGUCACACCAACUGCACUCUCAGCUAUGCUCUCAGACAACUCUCAGAGGAACAUCAAGAUCACUUCAUUAAUAUCCCCUGCCUGAGUUUCAGUCCUUGUGAAGGAGAUGUAGUGCCCAAUGGAAGUGCCACUAUCAGUGUCGAGUGUGAGAGCCCGGGUGUCAUAGGGAAGCUGAAAACAAUCGUGGAAGUACUCAUUGAUGGACAACCAGCUCAGCAUUUUUGGGCCUUAGCCACUCUUCAGCGACCACUAGUAUCGCUGCUCACCUCUCAAGUGCACAUGGACACGUGCUAUGUGGGGAUAGAGGUUUUGGAGGAGGUGGUGCUGGCUAACGACUCUCCCGUUCCUGCCCAGUUCACAUGGAGCAGUCAGGUAGCUGGUGAGGGGGCCAGGGUGACCUUGAGUCCUGUGACUGGCCGGAUAGGACCUUACCAGACUACCACUGUCAACAUCCAAACAACAUGGACCAAAAUGAAUUCUCAAGCUGAAGCUAUCUUGCGUUGUGAAAUCCUUGACAUGGAUAAACCCAUCUUCCUUCUUCUCUCCGCACAAGUGCUCGGGCUCUCAGUCUCUUACAGUCACCCAAAAUGCAUGAACUUUGGCCCCUCCAACAAACUGGGUGUGCCUGUGAGCAAGACACUGACAGUCGCCAACACUAGUGGUAUACCAGCUGCUCUGGUUGCCCAGGUUAUAGCAUACCCUUCGGCAACUCCCCCUGUUCCUCCAGUGCAGCCAAAACCAGAUGACAGUGGUAGAAAGAAGAGCAGAGGUAGAGCUCUUCUUGGUCGAACUGCAGAGAAAAGCAGCAAACAAGCCACAUCUGAGUACUGCAGUCUGUUGUUGCGAGAAGGUCUCGGCUGCUGUUUUACUGUGGACCCACCCUCCACUUCCCUCCCACCCUUCACAUCUGUCACACUCACAGUUACGGCACACAGUGAUAUGUGGGGGGAGUACACUGACCAGCUGUUAUGCAAGGUGCGUGGAUUGGGUGACACUGUGAUUCCUGUUCGUUAUGGGGCAGUAGGCUGUCCUAUUGUGUUUCUGUCUACUGCCACUGCAGGUUGUACCCUAGCAAGACUUGGUUCCCACGCUGCUGGUGCUAACCCAGUCAGGAGAGUGCUCAAGAUUCAGAAUAACAGUCCAGUUGACAUUCGUGUGGACUGGGAUAUGUUCAACAUUGUACAGAAUGACAAUAAGUAUGUGGAUAUCAUCAUGCCCAUAGGAGAGGCUUUCCCCAAAGCCAGUGACCUGUUGGGGAACACUAGUGAACCUACCGUCAGUACGCCUUUGUCCAGAGAUUGUGAUACUAGACUGACCUCUAGGAGUGAAAGCAGCUUGUUACGAUCACAGAAGAAUAAUGUGCUUUUUAACGAUCUUGUUUCGUACAGUGAGAGCAAGCUGGACAAUACUUCAGCGGAUGAGGGGGUGCCCCUGCCUAAUAAGCAACUAAUUACUGUUUUCAUCAAACCCCACGAGGGUGUUCGCUCUGCAAAUCCGUUUGAUAUCCAUCCCAAGCAGGUGGUGCUCCCAGCACGUGGAGUAUCUGCUGUAGAGGUCACCUUUCACCCCUCUGUAGAGGCUCUCAACCAGAUGGGCUCGUGGCUGACCUCCUAUGCUCUGGGAUAUCUGAGUCUGGACAAUGAGUGCCCUUCAUCAGUCACCAGGAAGUCUGUGCACGAUGUUAGCCCCCUGCGCAUUGACAUCAUGGCCGAAUUAGAGCAUGUCAGAUUGUCGCUGCAGUGUGACGAGGAUAAAGGCCUCAAUUUCUCUUACCCAGCCUCUAUUCUAUUGCAAGAUGGCACGAUGGCCAAUGAGAGAGUGCUGACUCAUCACUUCACCCUCCUCAAUCCUACAUCAACUGUGGCAGAGUUUAAACUGGCAACACUCACGAGGACAUUCACUGUCUCCAAUAUCUGUCUCAAGAGAGACGUACCCCUUGAUGUCAACCAGGUCGUUACACUCAAGCCACAAAAGAGUAUCUCCUUUGAUAUAUCCUUUACUGUGUGUUCUGAAGAUCUACAACAAUCAACUAACGAAGACCAGUGUACCUUAGUGGACUCUCUGCAAAUAGCGUACUCUACUGGUGCACUUCAAGAGUUCCCUCUGACCUCAACACUGGCCUUGCCUCGACUUGCCCUAUCCACCCAUUGCCUAGAGUUCAAGACCACACACAUUGACAGCAGGCCGUCUAUGGCCACUAUAGUACUCUCCAACACCAGCAUGUCCGAUGCCUUCUGGAACCUGGAGAUUUCCUCAGAUUUGCAAGAGGUAGUGUCAGUGUGCCCUGUGUCUGGAGUGUUACCGCUACACCUGACCGGAGGGACCACCAGCACUCACCUCAUCCGGGUGGAGUUUAGUCCAAGACGUGAGUGCAGUUACACUGGAACAGUGCUCCUAACCGAGGCACUGACUGGCAGGGUGACGGUGGUAGCUGUAACAGGCCGAGGAUCAGCUGAUGAAAAGUACAUUCCUACCCAUUGAACCACCACUUCAUUGUUAAUGUGGACAUGCAUUUAUACUCCCUCCCUGAUCAUUCCUUUACCUAAUAAUGUCCAUGAUUGAUAAACAUUAAUUUUGUUAUGUCUCCUAG